This is a messenger RNA of Lolium perenne, 2339 nucleotides long. NCBI's taxonomy places the organism in Eukaryota, Viridiplantae, Streptophyta, Magnoliopsida, Poales, Poaceae. The record is from RefSeq and is a predicted model, not a curated record.
CAAAAAUUCCCUCCAGACCAGAGCAACGGAAACAAAUCCUCCACCCGGCCUCUCCACCCCGGCAUCUCAAGCCAAAACCCUAAUUCGCCGGCGCCAUGGAGACGACGCCGGCGUUGGAGAGGAGACCCGCGCUCAUCCACCACAUCCUAUGUAUGCUGGGUGACGCUCCAAGCGCCAGGAUGGUGGCGGAUGAAGCCAAACCUACGGCGCUCGUGGCGGAACGAGAAAAGGAGGCGCCCCCGAUCUGGACAAAAUCCGUGACGUCGCAGGCGGUGAAGGCGGCGGCGGCGGCGGCGGCGGCGGCGGCGGAAGGGAGGAAGCUUUCAGCCGAGACCUCGGUUCGCUGUGAUGGGUUGCCCGAGGAAGAGGCUACUUGUGCGAGGUGCAGACCCUGGACGAGGAUGAAGAAUCCGCAUCCAGUGGAGGCCGCGGCGACCUCACAGCCGGCCAGGACAACGAAGAGUGCUACGGCUGCUCGUGUGGCGCCAAUAGGGAGCGGGGUACCCGUGGAGCCCCUCAUGACGAGGGCCAAGGCCUCGGCGAUGGUUCCACCAGCGGAGAGCAUACCGGUGGAGCCCCUCAUGACGAGGGCCAAGGCCUCGGCGAUGGUUCCACCAGCGGAGAGCAUACCGGUGGAGCCCCUCAUGACGAGGGCCAAGGCCUCGGCGAUGGUUCCACCAGCGGAGAGCAUACCCAUGGAGUCGGGAGGGGGCAGGCCGUCUCAACAGUCAUCUUCCAGUACUGAGAGGAUUCUUCAGAAGGGGCCUGCGCCAAGAGAGGAUCCCCAAUCUGAUCAGUUCAAGUCGUCUGCAGCUGUUGGCAUUCAGAAGGGUCUUUCAGCAUUGGAGGGUGUCACAGUAGCAACAUCAUCAGAAGAGGAUGGGAUAUCUGCUCAUAAUGUCUACAAUCAGUACCUUGAUCUCUACAUCUAUGGUUUCCCUGUAUCCUCUUUCUGGUUCGAUAUGUGGAUUGUGAAACCGCUCAUACUGCAUGACAGAGAGUUCAUUGGGCCACUGCAAUACCUCAAGAGUAGAGGGAGGAACGAAUGUCCUCCACUGGAUGGUACGCCCAAUUUCAGCCAUGAAGUGACAGCAGUACUCAAUUCGCAUCCUGGCCCCAUUGAGUAUUUCAGAUUGGAUUCCUCAGAGUGGUCUAGUGAUCAGCUACUGCAGUGGAUGAGAAUUCUCAGGAGCAAGUCAGUUAAUGAGGUCAUCGUAGUAAACAUUGCAUGCUCACCCAGGACAUCGUUUCCCGUUCUUGAAAUGCACAGUACUGAGAAAUUGUCAAUUGGAUUUUUUUCCAUCACUUCCAUCGAAGGUGUAUCCUUUCGUCUUUCGCUCAAAGUCCUCAGGCUUAUGUGCUGUAGUUUCACUGAGAGCUGUCUCUAUGAAGUAGUGAACUAUUGGCCUGUCUUGGAGGAGCUCCACAUCAGCUUUUCACUUGUGAACAUAAGAAUCUGUUCUAAUAGCUUGCGAAUCUUGCAAGCUACAUCUUGUGAGGCAUCAAGCCUGAUUAUUGAGUCUGCUCCACGGCUAAGUGUCCUUGUUGCAUCAAUUUCUCCAAAGAAGUCUCAUGUCUACCUUAAAAUUGAUGGGGGGAAUUCUUUGGAAGAGCUUCACUGGAUUAUGCUACCAUACCACCAAUUUUCAGAGACGGACAGCAUGUUCAAAAGCCUGAUCUUGCUCCAUAUUGGUAUCAACUUCUUCGAGAAGGCACAGAGAUGCAGACUGUCGAAAAUAUUAGAAUUUACCCCCAUGCUGGAAACUCUUAGAGUGAUGAGGAUGGAUGAGUUAGAGUUGAAUGAAUUAGCAGAGAUUGCAUCCGAUGCCUCAUUUGGUAACCUGAGGGAUACGUACUGUGUUAAGCACCAUCUUCGGUGCUUGCAGCUUGAGUCCUUUCUAGGUGGAGAUGCAGAAACAGAUCUUAUAAUUGCAGUAAUGAGAGGUGCUAAAUCCCUUCAGCGUGUCCUGUUGCUGCGGAGCACUAGCAGCUGCGCUGAAACCAUCUCAAAGGCGCUAGAUGAAAUGAAAGUGGUUAAGGCAAUAUCAGCAGAAUGUAGAAUUAUCUUGAAAAGGCCAGACAUGGGCAACUAAUUCAGAUGGUGAGUGGCAAAUGACACAUAUAGACUGGCAUGGAUAUGAUGGAUGUCAACUAGAUAAGAGCAUGCCAACUACUUUAGUUGGGAUGAAUGAACAUUCUGUUCUUGUUUUUCUUCCACUGAAACGACAUUUUGUCCUUGUUAGUCUUGCUGACAGGUCUUGCUCACGUCCACGUUCUGCAGACAAAAGUUCAAAUAUUCUGAAAUUCUACUGCUGAAUAGUACUUCAACAGUUUUGCUA